Molecule: messenger RNA, 1128 nt
Organism: Grosmannia clavigera kw1407
Lineage: Eukaryota; Fungi; Ascomycota; Sordariomycetes; Ophiostomatales; Ophiostomataceae
Product: alcohol dehydrogenase 2
Exons: 2
Coding region: 1-1128 (375 amino acids)
Molecular function (GO): oxidoreductase activity; zinc ion binding
Source: RefSeq, a predicted model, not a curated record
AUGACAGUCGAAGUUCCUACCUACAAGGCGGCCGUGCUCACGGAGAUUGGCGCGGAUCCCAAGUUUGCGAUGCGCCGGCUCCCGCGACCGGAGCCGGGCCCGAACGAGGUGCUGAUCCGGCUGUCGGUGACGAGUGUGUGCGGGUCCGACUUUGGGCUGGCGACAGGCAGCAUGGGUCCGACGCGAGCCGUGCUGGGACACGAGGGUGUAGGCCGGAUCGAGGCGCUGGGCAGCCAGGUGCGAUCGCUGGACGGCAGCAUCGAGCCGGGACAGCGCGUCGGCCUGGCCUGGAACCGGGACGUGUGCGGCCGCUGUGCCUUUUGCGCAGACCUGGCGAACGAAGGCGAGACGCGCUGUGGUGCCCGGCUCUUCUCUGGUGUCGUGGCUGACGGCACCUUUGCCCAGCUCGCCGUCGCUCCGGCGCGUUAUCUGAUCCGGCUGCCGGCCGACCUCGAUGCCGUGUCGGACGAGGAGGUUGCGCCCAUUCUCUGCGGCGGCGUCACUGCCUACAAGGCCGUCAAGGCCUGUGGCGUCACGCCUGGUCGCUUCAUCGCCGUCUGCGGUGUUGGUGGUGUCGGCCUGCUCGCCCUCGCCUAUGCGCGCGCCAUGGGCUAUCGCACCGUCGGCGUCGACGUCAGCCCCGACAAGGGCCUGAUCGCAUGCGGUCCCCAUGGCCGCGCCGACCACUACGUCGACCUCUCACAGCUGCCGGCGUCGUCGUCGGCUGCUUCGACUCCCUUCUCUUCCGCCGCUGGCGAUGCCGUCAAGAAGCUCACACCUGGCGGCCUCGGCGUCGCUGCCGUCAUCGUCGCUUCGGGUGCCCCCGCCGCCUAUCAGGCUGCCUUUGGCAUGCUCGCGCCCUUUGGCACCCUCAUGUGCGUCGGCCUCAUGCCGCUCGACAAGACCGUCGCUUUCCACCCGUCUGCCCUCAUCGCUCAGGGCUGGCGCAUCCUCAGCUCCGCCGUCGGCACGCGCGGCGACAUUCUCGAGGCCCUCGAGUUCACCCGCCGUCGCCUCGUCGUCCCACUCACCCGGCCAGGCCACCUCGAGGACAUGGAACAGAUUGUCCGCGAGGUCGGCCAGAGCAAGGUCCAAGGCAAGUAUGUGAUCCGCCUCGACGAAGACUAA